AUAAUUAAUUUAUCAUUAACUGGUAAACCAGUGUAUUUGUAUAUUGAUUACAUUGAUAACGCAGCUUGGAUAAAUUUAGCUAAAAAUGCAAAAGAUGCAGCAGACAAAUUAUUCGAUUUAAAAAAUUGUUUAGAUAAUACUAAUAUAACGGGGUUAACUUUAAGGAAUAUGAAUAGUGAUCCACCUAAUGAUGUUCAGUUUGAUAAAACAUUUUUCGAUAAUUUGAAACAAUUUGUUACUGAAUUAAAAACAAAACCUGUUACUCCUGAGGUUGGACUUUAUGUGAAUGCAACCAGCAUGAUGUAUUAUAGUAAUAAUCCUAAUGUUCCAGGUUGGUUCAAUUUUGCUGACUGGAUGAAUGAUCUUAUGGAUUAUUAUAUAAUUGGUUUUGAUAAAUUUAAUCCUUGUAAUGACCAGUUUAAGAGUGGGAUCGUUCCAUUAAAUGACAGUAAUGUUCAGACAAAUAAUACCUUGACGGCAUUCGCUAAUGUUUUAAAAAGCUCAAACAUUGCAAAAGACAAAAUUUAUCUUGAAUUUUCAGUGAGCCCGAUCACAGAUCCAGAAAUAUCUGAUAAUAUACCCAAAUGUUACGUGUCAUAUAAAAAAUAUUGUGAUCCUGAUAACACUCAGAAGUAUGAUCUUUACUGGUGUGCUGAUAACGCCGAUUCAUUUUUUCAAAAAGGUAAAUUUGCAAGCGACAUAAAAGCAAAAGGAAUAGUAGCAAAAAAUAUCGAUUUAAGUGACCCAACUGGGAAUUGUGGUUGUGAUAAUCAAAAUCAGUUUAUUACUUUUUCAAUGAUUUUACGUGGUUUUUUAAAUCAAGCUCCUAUCACAGACUGUGAGAAAUUGAAAAAUACUGCUAUCUAAUAAUAAUAUGUUUCUGUUAUAACUCUGAAUUUUUAAAUAAA
Messenger RNA from Melanaphis sacchari, 908 nucleotides. RefSeq lists its product as uncharacterized. The coding region runs from base 169 to 867 and encodes 232 amino acids. Lineage: Eukaryota; Metazoa; Arthropoda; Insecta; Hemiptera; Aphididae. The transcript has 6 exons. The record is from RefSeq and is a predicted model, not a curated record.